GGGCGCGUACAGGUGUGUGAAUCCCCUGAUAGACACGUCAAAUUAGCAGCUCGGCGUUUGAGUCUACGCGAAUAGCGGUGGAGUUUAGAGUUUACCAGGAUCACCUGAAGGCAGCAGAGAGAGAGAGAAGAGAGGGCUGAUGAGAGCAAACUGACUGACAGAGGGGGAAGGGGAGGCUCACUGAGCGAUAUAUUGGGUGUAGCAGAGAAAUAAAAGCAAAUGUGUGCCAGUCAGCUGGAGACGGAGUGAGCAGAGAGAAAUACAGAGAGAGGGAGGAAGAGGGAAACAGGAAAGCGGGGCAGGCUGGUAUUAUAAGCGCUGUCGAGAUAGAAGGAGGGGAGCUGUGCACGCUGAGGCUGUGAGGAGCCUCAAGCAGGUUGUUCUCUGUGAUUCUCUGUCUCGGCCUCAUGUGAGGAGCAAACAAAACAGAAGAGGGAAUUAUUUGAGAGAACUGUUUCCUCUCUCCCCCUCCAACCUCUCCGCUGCCUCCUGCCGCCUCUGAAUGAUUGAAGCCAUGCCCAUCGUAUCUGCAAGCACAGGGCUGCAUGAGAUCCUGGCGCUGCUCACGUCUCAGCUUCACCCUGAUGCCAACCACAAAGAAGACCUGGUCUUCCUCAAAGAUGUCUUCAGCGAGAAAAGCAUUGGAUACCUCAUGAAGAUCCAUGAAAAACUGAAGCAGUAUGAGAAACACAGCCCCACUCCAGUCCUGCACAGUGCCUCCUGUUUGGCAGAGGAUCUAGCAGAAGAGCUUCAGAAUGGGCCACUGGAGGAUGAUGAGCAAGAACUGCUGCUCCUCUUGAGCACUCCUCAUCUCAAGGCAGUGCUAUCGGCUCAUGACACAGUGGCUCAAAAAAAAUUUGACCCAGUGCUGCCACCACUCCCAGACGAUCUGGACGAUGACCUGGAGGAAGAGUCUGUGAAGAUCGUUCGGCUGGUGAAGAACAAGGAGCCACUGGGAGCGACUAUUCGGAGAGACGAAGCAACAGGAGCUGUAAUUGUGGCCCGAAUCAUGAGGGGAGGGGCAGCUGACCGCAGUGGUCUGGUGCAUGUAGGAGAUGAGCUUCGAGAGGUCAACGGAAAUCUGAUAACCCACAAAAGACCAGAUGAAAUUAGUCAGAUACUGUCCCAAUCACAAGGCUCCAUCACACUGAAAAUCAUCCCAGCUGUUGCAGAUGACGAUAAAAUGAAAGAAAGCAAGGUCUACAUCCGGGCUUUAUUUGAUUACACACCUUUUGAGGACAAAGCGACCCCGUGCCAAGAGGCGGGACUUCCCUUUAAACGGGGUGACAUUCUUCAGGUUGUUAGUCAGGAGGACCCCACCUGGUGGCAGGCCAAGAGGGUGGGCGACUGUAACCUGCGCGCUGCCCUCGUCCCUUCGGCGCAGUUUCAGGAGAGGCGACUGAGAUACAGGAUGAAAAUGGGCUCCGUGUCUGCUCCCAUUUCCCCAAAAGCUCCAACAUAUGAACGGGCCGAUAGAGAAGACUGUGACAAUAAGAGUGCUGUGAAUGGAAAGGACAUAGCUAGCCUACGCAGAAGCUUCCGCCACAGGAAGGAUCGCCAGGGUUCUCCUGGUGAAGCGCACACUCCCGAUGCCAAUCACACAGAGUUCCUGAUUUACGAGGAAGUCGCACAAUAUUUUCCCCGUCCUGGAGAGAGGCCUCGCCUUAUAACACUCAUAGGUUCACUUGGAGCACGGAUCGCUGAGCUCAAACAGAAUGUGAUUGCUGAGAAUCCGCGGCGGUACGGUUUGGCUGUUCCUCACACCACUCGAGCCAGGAAGAGUCAUGAGAGAGAAGGAGUGGAGUACCACUUCAUCAGUAAAGCUGCUUUCGAGGCAGACAUCCAGAAUGGCAAGUUUAUUGAGUAUGGCGAGUAUAAAGAGAAUCUCUAUGGCACCAGUUUGGACUCCAUUCACAGAGUUUUGGAUCAGAACAAGGUCUGUUUGGUGGACGUGCAGCCAGAGGCACUGAAGACUCUCCGGACCGCUGAGUUCAAACCAUAUGUCAUCUUUGUAAGGCCUCGGAUCGGUGAUGGUCAGAGAAAGCAGUUUGGCUCCUCUUCCUCACUCAGCGUAGGGGUCACGGACGAUGACUUGCAGGAAAUGAAGCAGUCGGCAGAGCAAAUGGACGAAUGCUACGGCCACUGGGUGGACUACGUGUUGGUAAAGGAAGAUCCAGCUAGUGCCUUAGCAGAGCUCCAGGUUGUAUUGGAAAAAGUACAGAUGGAGCCACAGUGGGUGCCUGCGUCCUGGGUGAGGCGCUAGCCAGCUGACCUUCCAAAUAGGAAAAAGAGGACACAGAACUGUGGCGUACCUCUGAAGGUGCUGAGCAUUUGGACUGAUCCAGUGUUUUACUGCCAUGUAACCAUUCCACAAAUGAGUAUGUGAGUCACUGUAAAAGAACAUCCAACAGACCUGUUGCAGAGUGGUCAGCAUAGAAUGACCACAGUAGUCAUACAGAUAGUGCUGGUGUACAUACCGUAUAUGCUGAUAGUGCAGUGGCUGUAUACGAGACGGGCAUGUAGUACAAGCAUUCAAGACUAAGUUCCUACAGCAACUUAUUGUCAAAAACAUCUGCACUCAGUGUGGUCAGCUAUGUAAGCCCCCUAUUAUAACAGCAGCUAUAAUGUGAAGUGCCAUAUUAAAUAUGUUAACUGUAAAGCUGAAGAAAUCUGAAGACCAUGUGACUGAUUUUGCUUUGACAAAAGUGAGUUUAGUGAAGUGGGUUGAAUUUGUCUACAUUUGCUUGAGAAAUAAAACAAGACCAACUGUG
Messenger RNA from Oreochromis aureus, 2771 nucleotides. Its product is annotated as MAGUK p55 subfamily member 3-like. Gene Ontology annotation, molecular function: protein binding. Gene Ontology annotation, cellular component: plasma membrane; cell-cell junction. The record is from RefSeq and is a predicted model, not a curated record. The transcript is spliced from 19 exons. Bases 503 to 2263 code for a protein of 586 amino acids. Lineage: Eukaryota; Metazoa; Chordata; Actinopteri; Cichliformes; Cichlidae.